This is a messenger RNA of Uncinocarpus reesii 1704, 1038 nucleotides long. RefSeq names its product fructose-1,6-bisphosphatase. Lineage: Eukaryota; Fungi; Ascomycota; Eurotiomycetes; Onygenales; Onygenaceae. Bases 1 to 1038 code for a protein of 345 amino acids. The transcript is spliced from 3 exons. Gene Ontology annotation, biological process: sucrose biosynthetic process; fructose 1,6-bisphosphate metabolic process; fructose metabolic process. Gene Ontology annotation, molecular function: fructose 1,6-bisphosphate 1-phosphatase activity. Gene Ontology annotation, cellular component: cytoplasm; cytosol. The record is from RefSeq and is a predicted model, not a curated record.
AUGGCAGAGGCGAACGGAAAUGGAUCGUCUGCGGUCGGUCACGAGUCGAUCAACACAGAUAUCGUCACUCUCACAAGGUUCUUGACUGAAGAGCAGACGAAACACCCAGAAGCUACCGGUGAUUUUACUCUUCUUUGCCACGCCCUCCAAUUCUCUUUCAAAUCUAUUGCCUACUACAUCCGACGCGCUAGCCUGAUCAACCUCACUGGCCUUGCUGGGUCUUCGAACACCACGGGUGAUGACCAAAAGAAACUGGAUGUCAUCGGAAACGAUCUCUUUGUUGCUUCCAUGCGUGAGGAGGAAGACGAAGCUAUUAUAUUUAAUGAAUGCAAGAAUGCCCGCUAUGCUGUUGUCUGCGACCCAAUCGAUGGCUCGUCGAACCUUGACGCCGGUGUCUCCGUUGGUACCAUCUUCGGCAUCUUCAAACUGUCGGAUGAAGUCCUCGCAGAAAACUACACCGUCUCCGCAAAGGACAUCCUCAAACCAGGGUCUGAGCUUGUGGCCUCUGGGUUUACAAUGUACGGCGCCUCGGCCCAACUUGUCAUCACUAUGCGAGGAGGCACCGUCAAUGGGUUCACUUUGGAGAACUCCCUCGGCGAAUUCAUCCUAACCCACCCUAAUAUGCGUCUUCCCGCUAAACGCGCCAUCUACAGUGUCAACGAAGGCAACUCCAUGUACUGGGAGGAAUGGGUCAAGCAAUAUUUCCACGACCUGAAAUUCCCACCAAGCGGUGGUAAACCGCACAGUUCCCGCUACAUCGGCAGCAUGGUUGCCGAUGCCUACAGAACCCUCCUCUACGGAGGAAUCUUUGCCUACCCAGCUGAUUCUAAGAGCCCCAAGGGGAAGCUUCGAAUUCUGUAUGAGUGUGCGCCCAUGGCUAUGAUCUUCGAAAACGCCGGAGGCCAAGCGAUCAACUCGCAGAUGCAGCGACUUCUCGAGAUUAUUCCCGAAUCUAUCCAUGAUAGAAGCGGCAUUUUCAUGGGCAGCUACGAUGAAGUCCAGAAGGUCAUUGACACACACAAAAAGUUCGCCAACUAA